Messenger RNA from Haliotis rubra (blacklip abalone), 622 nucleotides. RefSeq names its product probable palmitoyltransferase AKR2. Gene Ontology annotation, molecular function: protein binding. Lineage: Eukaryota; Metazoa; Mollusca; Gastropoda; Lepetellida; Haliotidae. The transcript has 2 exons. Bases 11 to 622 code for a protein of 203 amino acids. The record is from RefSeq and is a predicted model, not a curated record.
CACGCCAGCGAUGUAUGCAGCAAAGAAGGGCAAUAAGAAAGUUGUUGAUCUACUGGUGAGCAAAGGAUGCAACUUGUCGGUAGUGGAUAAUCUAGGUGGAAACAUUCUACAUGCUGCAUGUUUAGGUGACAAUGAAGACAUUGUUAAGGAUGUUCUCUCGCGUGGGAUAGCUGACAUAGAUAGCAGAGAUAAUCAAGGAAGGACACCAGCGAUGUAUGCAGCAGAGAAGGGCAAUAAGAAAGUUGUUGAUCUACUGGUGAGCAAAGGAUGCAACUUGUCAGUAGUGGAUGAUCAAGGUAGAAACAUUCUACAUGUUGCAUGUUUAGGUGACAAUGAAGACAUUGUUGAGGAUGUUCUCUCGCGUGGGAUAGCUGACAUAGAUAGCAGAGAUAAUCAAGGAAGGACACCAGCGAUGUAUGCAGCAGCGAAGGGCUAUAAGAAAGUUGUUGAUCUACUGGUGAGCAAAGGAUGCAACUUGUCGGUAGUGGAUAAUCUAGGUGGAAACAUUCUACAUGCUGCAUGUUUAGGUGACAAUGAAGACAUUGUUAAGGAUCUUCUCUCGCGUGGGAUAGCUGGCAUAGAUAGCAGAAAUGAUCGAGGAAGGACACCAGCGAUUGGAUAA